UUUUUUUGGUAGCUUUUGACAUAUUUCAAAUUCUGUUUUGACCCAUUGUCACCCCCAUCGACGGUACUCUUAUUCCGUUUCUACCCAUUACGUGCUGGUCAGCCCAAAUUCAAAUAACUAAUCGUCACAAAAAUGUAUAAAAUGUUUUAGGAUGCUCUCGUGAAUCUUUGUUGAUCUUGUAUGAUAAUGUUAAAUUUGUGUUUUUUUAUAAACAUUGUAGCUCUUCUUUUUCCAUUUGGCUUGACCAUAUGAAACCGAUAUUGGUGAUAUAUUUGUAUCAUCAAAAUAUCACAUGUUAUCCCCUAUGAGAAAAUUUCUCUUGUAAAUAUUUGAUAGAUUAUCCAGUUGUUUUCACUUUUCUACCAUAUCAUACGAACACGCACGCCAAACAACGAUUACGUUUGCAAAGUGCAACGAGCACCGAUCAUUUGGACGGAUUGACGGCAAAGCGAGAGCGCUACUACUGACCUACUAAAUAAACUUCUCCAGUAUAUCGUAUUUUCUCCCGUCUCUCGUGCUUUCAAGUUGUCAGUACCAACAUUAUGUCUUGUACAACAGUUAAUUUUGAACAUCCAAGACGUGUGUAUCGCAUUGGUGGAUUUUUGCUAUUACGGUUGACAUUCGCAAAAUAUUUUGGAAUUGUGUGUUAUGGUACUGUGCUUAUGUACUAUGCAUUUAAAUGAUGAAAUGCAUCUAAAUGAGUAAUCAUCAGGCAAUUUAAUGAUAAUUUAUUAAAAACAAUAUUAAUCUUUUCGACAAUUGCAAGAAAUAUACACGUGCUUUAUCGUCAACUGUGUUAGUUUGUGCAGUAUGGAAAUGUUGCUUGGAGAAGUGUAUUAAGUUACGUUUGUGCUGUGAAGGUGUGAAUAGAAAGCAAGAUUAUGUGAGAUGUUUAAAAUACGAAGAAAUGAAACGAAAAGGAGAAAGUUGAAAGUGUGCAUCUUCCUGUUCAACUGCCUUGAAUGGAAGUUGCAGUAACUUUUCAUUUCUACAACGAAUCAUGCCAAAAUCAGCUGUGUCUAGAAAUACAAUUCUAGAACUCUAGCAAAUAAUUUCUUGGUGUAUGGCAUACUUGAUAGAAAAAUUUGAAAUGUACAGAAAUUGGAAAACGAAAUUAUUCUUUUUAUUUUACGAUUGUGACUAACGAUCGAUGAUAUGAACCAACAAAAACGAAGAGAAGUGGGAUUAUUUCACCUUCUUAUUUUGGUGAUGCUGAUACCAAUAUUGACUACACAUGGGUUAGGAUACGAUUCCGCUUCAUCAUGCGAUCCAAAUGCAUCACGGAAAGGGCGGUCGGCACAGUUAAUUAGAACAAUUCCAUGCGAUCUGAGCAUUCAAGCGUACUGCAAUCUUCCAGGAGCAUCCUACCCUUGGCAUGCUGUUCGGCGGUUUGUACAUGAAAACCAAGGUCUAAUGCGAAGAAUGUAUGGUGAUGUAAGACACAUAUCUGUGUUAAAGGCAGAGAUAGAUGAUAAUGAAAUUCAUCUGGAAGAUGUACAUCAUGCCGCCGAGAAAUAUUCACGUCUUAAUGCAGGAAAAAAAGUAAAGCAUUUAUAUGCUCCGCAUCAUGAGUAUAAUCGUGAAAAAGGGAAUGACGUCCUCACAGAGCCUUAUUUCAGACCCACACAAAAAACAUCUACCACUACUACUACUCCACCUUCUACUACUACUCCUACUACUUCUACUACUACUGCUACUACUACUAUUAUUAGUUCUUCCACUCCAACUACAACUACAAAUAGUGUCACAGAAAUAAACACAAUCAAACCAUCAACGAAUCAACCACCAACCACAAGUGCCAAAUUCGUUCCAAUCAAAACUACUAGCAAGCCAACAUUUUUAAAUAUCACAUUAAACAGUAUAAAACCAGAUACAGUAGACUUCCCUGCAAAGCCCAAUAGAACCAAAAUUGUGAUGAAUACAGCAAAUGGCAGUACAAUCGAUAUUGAAAAACUUUCUACUAUAGCCAUCUUGGAAACCAAUGAAACGUUGCUCGGUAACAUGUCGAUUAUCGAAAAAGAAGAGAAUAAAGUUUCACAUCUGAAAGUGCAAACUGAAAAUAGUACUAUUACACAAGACGUUACUACUCCAUCGAGUUACAUAGCUUCUAAGACAAAAAAUGAAGAAAAUUUAUCAGAUGCACUUGUAGACUCUUCAAAAGAGAAUAUGAUAAAUACAGUAACGGAGAAAAAUGAUACCAUAAAAGAUUCAGUGAAAAAUUCAAAACCGAUGGGCGGGCAACUAUUUCAAGAUGUUGCCCAAAAAGAUCAACUUCCUGUGGGAGUAAAAGGAGUUAACGCUUGUCCUGUGAAAGAAGAGGUCGUAGCUCCAUUUUGGGCAAACAACACUCGAGGAGAGGUACUUGCAUUAUUGAACCUGUAUCCAUUCGAACAAUAUGUUCACUGGGAAAAAUGUGCAUAUGAAUUAAAACAAAUGUACUGUAGAGAAGGAUGUCGUUGUGAACAACAGUACAGGCUUCACCGUCUAUUAGCGUAUGAUCCACACAAUGAAUGCCGUGGCAUAUUCUCAGAUUGGUUCAGGUUUCCAUCAUGUUGUAUUUGCAAAUGUUAUGACAUUCCGUUUGAUUUCCGUGUUACAUCUAGAAGUCCGAGGACAAUGAAUAAAGAAUCAAUUCAAACAGUGGAAGAUGAAUUACAAAAUGCUAUUUAUGACCAUGCCGUUGAUGAAUGGUAUCGUCCAAAAAAUAAUGAUGACUUUUGAGUAAUAUUAUAUACAAAAUAAAUAUUUAGAGUUAGA
Messenger RNA from Aedes aegypti (yellow fever mosquito), 2757 nucleotides. RefSeq names its product protein spaetzle 4 (gene spz4). Lineage: Eukaryota; Metazoa; Arthropoda; Insecta; Diptera; Culicidae. Gene Ontology annotation, molecular function: Toll binding; growth factor activity. Gene Ontology annotation, biological process: innate immune response; regulation of Toll signaling pathway; central nervous system formation. The record is from RefSeq and is a predicted model, not a curated record. The transcript is spliced from 3 exons. Gene Ontology annotation, cellular component: extracellular region. Bases 1156 to 2721 code for a protein of 521 amino acids.